Molecule: messenger RNA, 3828 nt
Organism: Schistocerca piceifrons (Central American locust)
Lineage: Eukaryota; Metazoa; Arthropoda; Insecta; Orthoptera; Acrididae
Product: trichohyalin-like
Exons: 11
Coding region: 1-3828 (1275 amino acids)
Source: RefSeq, a predicted model, not a curated record
AUGUUUAAGAACUUAUUCAGUGGAGCCCGGCCUAAGAAGCCGGGCGGGUCCGCGAGCACCCGCGCGAGCCGCGAGAGCCUCGAGACCGACCUGAAUGAGGAGCCGGUGGUCAAGGUGUCCGCCAAGCGGUCCUCCAAGGACAAGUCCCCAAAGGCGAAGCCCCAGAAGGAGAAGCCCCAAAAGGAGAAGUCUCCAAAGGAGAAGAAGCGGUCCGGCACCGGGACUUCGCCCUUUGGGUCGGGACUUCUGAAUAGGCGCGGCAGCAAGGAGAGGCGACGCGCGGAGGCCGAGCAAGAGCGCCGCCUCCAGGAGGAUCUCCAGGAGAGGGACCGCAUCCUGAGGGAGAGCCAGGAGGGCAGGGCUGGAGAGGACGGCCUCUGGGAGGUCCCACUGGACAGCAGCACCUCACAGACUGUCCAGCUGAAUGGCCACUCGGGUGACGACGUGACGGAGGGCCGGCCCCAGAGCAGGUACAGCAGCCGGAGCAGCAGUCCGGCCACCUCCCCCACCGAGAAGGAGCCUCCGAAGAAGGCCAAGGCCAAGAAGAGGGGCAAGGACAAGAAGGGGAAGAGAGAUGCGUCCAGCGCGCAGGUGGAGUUCCAGCCGCCGUCGCCCCCCUCCGUCACGCUGGCGGCGGCUUCCAGGAAGAGCAGCAGCUCCAGCAGCUCGCCGCCGCUGUCGCCCAUGGGCCCGCGCCAGCCCAGCGUGUCCGAGAUGGUGGAGAAGUUUGAGAAGUCCGCGGGGGGUGACGCCGGCCAGGUCACGACACCGGCGGCCCAGGAGGUCCAGCUGGAGCAGAAGGUCUCGCUGGUGGAGCUCAAGGUGCAGGAGAGCAUGGUGGUGCAGCAGAUGAGAGAACGCCAGCAGCGGGAGAGGAUGGAGGAGUUCGCGCGCUCCACCAGGGCCGAGAGUCUGUAUGCGACUGUUGAGCCUCGCAACAAGAAGAAACCAGAGGCUGUGGCGGAGCUCCCACCAAACGCCAGGGAGGAACUGGAGAAGCAGGCGGAAGACAUAGUGCGGCAGGUGCGCGAGGCGCUGGAGGCCGAGCAGAACGCGUUUGAAGAACGCCUGCAGAAGCGGAAGGAAGAGGAAAGCUACCGGGAGUCCAGGUGGAAACUGGCUAUGGAGACAGUGGACGAGGAAUGGCGUGCGGCGGCAGAGCGUCUGCGUGCGGAGGAGCAGCGGCUGCGCGGCAGGAGGGAGGCCGACCUGCAGGAGGCGGUGGCGGAGGCGCGCCAGAUGCUGAGGGUGGAGCUGGACGAGGAGAGGCUGCAGGCGCUGGCGGGGGCGCGGCUGGCGCUGCGGCAGCACGCGGAGGCGGCGCUCCGGGAGCAGGCGGAGGACGUGCUGCGGGCCGCCGACCAGAUGGUGUCCGCCGCGGUCGCCGCCGCGCUCAGCAAGCACAAGGCCAAGCUGGAGCGCCAACAAGAGGAACUUGACUCCAAGCUGAGCAGCGUGAACGCCCUGGACUCCAGACUCCAGCAGAUGGAGAGCAAGAUGGCAGACAGAGAGAAGCAACUGGCUUCGCAAGCAGAGGCGCUGACCGAACUGGAACUGCAGCUGGAGCAGCGCUCCAGGCAGCUGGAGCAGGCGCUCGUCCGCAAGGAACAACAGCAGGAGUUGGAGUCGAAAGCGGAGCAGGCUAUGAUGCGCCUGGAACGAAUCCUGGAAGAAGAGGAGCGUGCCGCAGAAAGACGAUCCGAACAGGAACAGAUGUGGCGCGUGUCCCUGGAGAAGCUGGAGGCAGAGUCGAAGAAGCGCUUGGAGCGGCUGGAGACGUCGGAGAGACAGCAGCGGGAGCAGUGGCAGAAGUCCCUGGAGAAGAGGGAGGAGGCGACGAGGCAGCUGAGGGAGGCGGUGGAGCAGCAGGAACAGCGACUGGCGGCCGCGAGGGAACAGCUGGCGGCGCAGCUGGGUUCGCUGCAGCAGCUGCGGCCCGCCGCACAGGAUGGCGACAAACUCGAGGAGAAGGUGAGGUCACUAAUACAGGACCAUGAAGCUCUCCUUGAGGAAGACUCUGCAGCGAGGAAGAAGUUCCUCAAGGAGGCGGAGGACCAUCUGCAACGCACUUCUGACGAACUGGAACGCAAACUGACGGAGGCCCGUAAACGGGACCGGGAGCAGAUGACCGCAGACCUGGAGAGGAAGCUGGAGGCCGCACGCCGAGAUCAGGACGGCGCCCAGGAGCAGCUCACGCUGCGCAUCCGGGACUACGAGGCGCUGCUGGCGAGGCGUCGGGACGAGGAGACCAAGAGGAGACAGCAGCUGGACGAAGAGGCCUCGCAGGAGCUGCGGCGCUGGCGCGAGGCCCAGGAGGGGACCGUCCGCCAGCUGGAGGAGGCGCUGGAGCAGAGCCGGAGCAGGCUGGAGGCCCUGGCGGCGGCCGUCGCGGCGCAGGCGGUCUCGGGGUCCAGGAAGCGCAGCAGAGGCAGCAGUAGCAGCAGCGACAGCGACAGCGGAUCCGAGCGUCCCAGAGGGAGGUCCGUCCAGAAGCUGAAGGCUGAGGUGUGGGGCCAGGUGCUGGCCGAGCUGGACAGGGUCAAGGAGGACCUGCGGGAGGAGCAGCGGAGGGCCGCCGAGCAGCGGAACGAGACGUCGCGGCUGGUGCUGAAGGAGAUGGAGGCGGCGCUGGUGGCCCGCAUCGAGGGGCGGCUGGGCGAGAUCGAGCAGGCGGCCAGCGCCGAAGGGGGGGACGGCGACGCGUCGCAGGGGGAGAUCCGCCGGCGCGUGGAGGAACUGGCCGAGGAGCUCAAGGAGAAGACCGCCAACGAGAUCAGCUCCAAAUGGAAGCUGGAGAGGGUGGGGAUCAAGGAAGAACUGGCGGAGGACCUGGAAGUGAAGGUGCGGCGAUACAUGCACGAUAUGGAACGAGACAUCCAGACCAAGACCCUGGAGGAGGUGUACAGUAAGAUCGAAGAUCUGAGAACAGCUGUAGUAGCGUCUGUCGUUGCCGAAAUGGUGGAGGAGAAAUGGAGUCAUACCGCAAAGCAGCUGGAGAAAGACAUCGUGUCGGCCGUCAUGGAGAAAGUCAAGAAAGAGAGAAAGGAAGAUAUAAGCGAAAUCGAACAAACUGUUGCCAAGGAGGUAGAGGAGAAACUGCGCAAAACUGUAGACGAUGUUGAGGAUAAAGUGGACCGCAGGGUCAGAGAAACACUGUCUACGUCGAGAAAUGACGAAAGAGAGUACACGAAGAGUUUGGUCGUCAGUCUGAUCGAAGAAAGGGGGAAACUGGUUUCUGGAGAAAUGGAUGAGAAGCUACUGCAGGGAGUGCUGGUCCACGUGAAAGACUCCAUUAAGGUCGACCAGGACAAAGCCAGGCAGGAACUGAUCGAACAGUGGAACGAGACCGUCAGACGCUCCACAGUCGAGCUGAGGGACAAAAUGGAGAAGGAAGUGUCUGAAGAAGUUAGAAAGCGCUGGAAAGAAGACAGCAACAAGAUCAGGAAGGACUUGGAAGAGAAACUCAAGGAGGAAAUAAAAGAAGAAGUGAAAAAAGUGAAGAAAGACAUUCGGGAAGACGUAACGGAGAAAGCACUCUCAGAAGUUAAGGAGAGCGAGGUGAAGAUGAAAGCGAUCAUCACUGCCGAAGUCGGAACAAAGUUGGCCAGCUUGCAGUACCAGCUAAAGGAAGAGUUUGGUAGUGAAAUAUCUCAGACGACGAAAUCUUUGGUGGAAGAGGAGCUCCUGAAGACCAAACAGCAAGUCAUACAAGUCUCUCCACUGCGACGAGCCUCUCGUGCUUCGCCUUUUGGAGCUCGUAAGGUUGGCAGCACAUUCAAGUCUCGCCUGCACGUGUUCCGUGGACCUGCACUGGUAGGCUGGGGCUAG